Molecule: messenger RNA, 2878 nt
Organism: Salvia splendens (bonfire salvia)
Lineage: Eukaryota; Viridiplantae; Streptophyta; Magnoliopsida; Lamiales; Lamiaceae
Product: zinc finger BED domain-containing protein RICESLEEPER 1
Exons: 4
Coding region: 151-2151 (666 amino acids)
Molecular function (GO): protein dimerization activity; DNA binding
Source: RefSeq, a predicted model, not a curated record
CUCACACGCACAAAACACACAGUGACUGAAACAGACAUUCUCCCCAAUCAAUGCAACGCCACCUCUGCUAUAUGCAUAAUUCCAAUUCGGAGAUUUUGUAGUAACCUCAUUUCCCGUUCAUAUUUGUUGAGUUGGUAAAUUGGUGAGGUGAUGGAGAUCACAGAAGAAGAAGCAGUGAUUGUCAAUUCCAGUAGAAUGAAAUCUGUUGUAUGGAACGACUUCGACAGAGUUAAAAAAGGCGAAACUUUUGGUGCUAUCUGUCGCCAUUGUAAAAGAACACUCAGCGGGUCCAGUACCAGUGGGACGUCUCAUUUGAGAAAUCAUCUUAUCAGGUGUCGUAGACGUUUGAACCAUGAUAUAAGCCAGUUGUUGACGAGGGGAAAGAGGAAGCAAACCACCUUAGCCGUUGCCAACUUAAGUUAUAAUCAAUCCGCCGUGAGGAAUGAGAUGGUAACAGUGGCAAGUGCAAAUUUUGAACAAGGGGUGGAAGUUAGAAAUAUGAAUGUGGAAAGCUUAAAUCUUGAUCAAAGGCGGAGUCAGCUAGAUCUUGCACGCAUGAUUAUAAUGCACGGAUAUCCUUUGGGUAUGGUUGAGGAUCUUGGCUUCAAGACCUUUCUUCAAAACCUCCAGCCAUUGUUUGAUUUUGUGACAGUUAAUGGAAUUGAGGCUGACUGUAUAGAGUUAUAUAAAAGGGAGAAACAAAGAGUGUACGAGGAGUUGGAUAAAUUACCUGGGAAGGUCAGCCUUAGCGCAGAUAGUUGGGCUACAAAUAGAGGCUCGGAUUAUCUUUGCUUGGUAGCACAUUUCAUUGAUGAUUCUUGGGAAGUAAAGAAGAAGAUUUUGGACUUUUUUUCUGUUGAUCCUUCUGAAGCGGAAGACAUGCUCUCAGAAUUGAUCAUGACAAGUCUUAGGAAUUGGGAUAUCGAUCGAAAGUUGUUCUCACUGACUAUUGAUAAUCUUGGGACAUACGACAAAAUUGUAUGCAGAAUCAGAGACCAACUCUGUCAGCACAGGUUCCUUAUGUGUGAAGGACAAUUAUUUGAUGUAAGAUGUGCAGCAAGUACGGUGAAGUUAUUGGUCCGAGAUAUCCUGGAGACGUCACUUGAGAUAACCAACAAAGUGCGGAAAACCAUACAGUAUAUUGACGGUUCUCGCGAAACACAAGAAAAGUUCAGUGAGAUAGUACAGUUAGUUGGUAUCAAUGGACAGAAAUGGCUGUCCACCGACAAUCCAUUUCAGUGGAAUUCUAUGUAUGUGAUGCUCGAAACUGCUUUAGAGUAUAAAGAAGCCUUCCCUCAGCUGCAAGAACAUGAUCCUGGCUUUUCAAUGUGUCCUUCUGGCAUAGAUUGGGAUAGAUUGAGGGGCAUUACGAGCAUCUUGAAGUUCUUUCAUGAAGUGUCUAAUGUCUUUGUUGGGCACAAACUUGUCACUGCAAAUUCCUAUUUUGCUGAAAUUUGUGACAUUCAUUUACAGUUGAUAGAAUGGUGCCAUAAGUCAGAUGAUUUUAUCAGCUCGUUGGCAUUGAAACUGAAAUCAAAAUUUGAUGAGUAUUGGAAGAAAUGCAGCUUGAUUAUGGCUAUUGCAGCCAUCUUAGAUCCACGAUUCAAGAUGAAACUGGUGGAGUAUUAUUAUCCCCAAAUGUAUGGUGAUAGUGCUCCUGAUUGCAUAGACAUUGUUUCAAAUUGUAUGAAAGCUCUUUACGGUGGUCAUGCUAGCUAUUCAUCUUUAGCUGCUCACGGUCAAAACUUGUCUUCUGAAAGUAAUGGUAAUGUUGCUAAGGACAGGCUUAGUGGGUUCGACAGAUUUCUCCAUGAAACUUCAGCUAGCCAAAACACAAAAUCAGACUUAGACAAGUAUUUAGAGGAACCACUCUUCCCUCGUAGUGCUGAUUUUAGUAUAUUAAACUGGUGGAAAGUUCAUGAACCAAGAUAUCCUGUGCUUUCAAUGAUGGCACGCAACAUAUUGGGGAUUCCAAUAUCAAAAGUUGCACCGGAGUCCCUAUUUGAUAUUGGAGAUAGAGUCCUUCAUCAUUCUUGGGGUGCCGAGAAGUCUGAUACUCUGCAAGCUUUGAUGUGUUCUCAAGACUGGAUACAAAAUGAAGUGGAAGAUCCCAAAACUCCGGUGUUUGCUUUGCCCGUUGAUGCAAAAUAGCAAAUCUAUGUCAAUCGAUCGAGCUUCUUGUUCCUUUGAGUCAAAACUACGAAGUAGUUGUUACAUAGAAGAUAAAUGUUUUGCUGCCUGUCCAAAAGUAUCAUGACUGUACAGACUAAACAUAUUCACAGCUUCUUCAUGGAGAUACACAUACAACAGUUGACCACGUACAACGCUAUCAGAGACGGAAAAAGGUCAGUGCCAUAUAUCUCCCCACAACCCCACCCCAUGGUUGCUUGAGAAUUAUUGGAGGUAGGCUGAGCACCCAAAGUAGGUACAAUGUUAGUGGGACCUUUCCAACCCGUUGUUUUCUUGUCUGCUUUCGUUCUUCCGUUUAUGUCAAUACAAGCACUAUGGUUGUGCACAGUUUGGAGAGCCUACCACUCUUAACCUCUAAACACACACACUUUGGUUAUGCUGAAAGAAUGUCAUUUGCCAUUGUGUGGAGAUAUUUGCUCAACGAAGGUGGAAAAGUGGGAGUCUUUUUCUUUUGCAUUAAUAGAAAUUUGGUGUUUUUUCCAUCUUUUUCUAUGGGGAAAAUCCCUUUUAUGUUAAGCAUAACUGUCUAUCUCUUUUCUGACAUAUUUUGUUAGUGCUUUCUUUGUAGUCUUAUGAUUGUAUAGUAUUUGAGUUGACCAUUUUUAAGAUUCUAAUUUUGCCAAUUUUGAAACCUUGAAAAAGGGUUGUGAUUCUUGGUUAUGAUUCAAGACAUGUGAUUGAAAGUUAU